Molecule: messenger RNA, 1189 nt
Organism: Sinocyclocheilus grahami
Lineage: Eukaryota; Metazoa; Chordata; Actinopteri; Cypriniformes; Cyprinidae
Product: transmembrane protein 56-B-like
Exons: 6
Coding region: 311-787 (158 amino acids)
Biological process (GO): lipid homeostasis
Cellular component (GO): membrane; endoplasmic reticulum
Source: RefSeq, a predicted model, not a curated record
AAUAUCUCUUUAAGAAUGAAGCUGAAAUUGGAUCAUCUCGUUCCCUCACCUCCACGUAACGUACAGCCAUCAUCCACACACAUCGAUCGGUUCACAUCCACACGCAUCGCAGAUUGAGAUUAUUAUAAGGACCACCCGUUUCUCCGUUUGAUAUGAAAUCAUGCAUUUCAUAUCGCCGUGGAGAGAGGAGAAUCAUGCAUGUGUCUGAUUGACGAAAAACACGGAUUGUUAUCAGCCCAUGUUUUCAGACACCAUGCACAACUAACCAACAGACACCGUUGAUGAUCGAUAAGAGUGGGGUCGGGUGGCCAUGGACCCCUUCAGCCAGCUGAUCCUGCUCAUCUCUGUGGUGAGUUUUUGCACCUUCCAGUGGCUCUUUCACAGCGUGAGCCCAUGGGCGUCAUCCAGAAUCAGCCCUGGCUUCCUCAAACUCACCCACAAACAGAAGAUCGAGUGGAACUCAAGGACCGUGUCCACGCUCCAUGCCCUGUUAGUUGGCCUUUUCUGCCUCUACAUCCUGUUCUUCGAUGAGGCCGUCAAUCAGGACCCCGUAUGGGGAGAUCCUACUCUGGUGAAGAUAAACGUGAGCAUUACUACAGGCUACCUCAUAUCUGAUCUGCUGCUUAUAUUUUACUAUUGGAGAGCAAUUGGAGACAAGUUUUUUGUAAUCCACCACCUGGCAGCAUUGUAUGCUUACUACUAUGUACUGGGUCAAGGAAUGUUGCCUUAUUUUGCUAACUUCCGUCUGCUUGCAGAGUUUUCCACACCGUGUGUAAACCAACGGUAGGCAUUUGUCUGAUUAAAGUACAAAAUAUUUACAUCUUGAAACCAUUAAAGACAACAUGAGAUAUGAAUUAACACUAUUUACUUUGUGUUUCUAGUUUUAUUGUGUGGAUUCAUUAUUAUGAUUUAAAAUGAUUAGCUAUAGUAUCAUGACUUAACAUUGUAUCCUAACUGUAACAUAACAUUUCCAGCAUUAUUAUUAUUAUUUUUUAUUUUUUUUACCAUUAUUUGUUGUUUGCAUCUUCUUACCAAAAGUAAAAACACAAUUAGACAAAAGCCAAGCCAAUCUGUACCCAUGUAAUUUAUUAUUUAAAGUGGUGCCGGAGUUUUGACCAAAGAGAUUUCAUUGUGGGUUCACCCAAAAAUAAAAAUUUGCUGAAAAUGUACUCACCUUCAGGUCAUCCAA